GCUGUCAAAGUCAAUGGUUGCCGCUUGUGUUGUGCUCUGCUUGUUGUUAUUAAACGAAGCCAAAAGUACUGAUUUAUUAUUAUUACUAGGGUUGAACUUAUUGCAAUUAUGGCUGAUGACGACAGUCCAUCCGAUUGCAGUCUACUAGUGAUUGUAGUGGACACAAAUCCGAACCAGCGGUACAUUAUUGAAGACCCUAAAGUACUCACGAACUGCCUGGAUGCAGUCAUCGCGUUCGCUAACUCGCAUUUGAUGCAGAAGUCGAAGAAUCAAUUGGCAGUUAUUGGAUGCCAUUUCCACAAAAGUGAAUACUUGUAUCCGUCCCCCGGAAAACCUCUGGAUGUGCGGCAGAUUGAUGGACAGUAUGAAUUGUUCACUCUGGUUGAGAAGACCAUUAAAUCAAGAUUAGUAAACCUAAUAAAGAGCCAACCACAAGAAGAGAAGCCGGGAGAAUCUCUGCUGGCCGGAGCCCUAGCUAUGGCCCUCUGUUAUAUUGGAAGGAUCCGUAGACAACUAGCCCCUGGAGUGCGGAUGAGCAGCCGCAUCCUCAUUGUAACCGGUAGCUCGGACACCGCGGCCCAGUACAUCAACUACAUGAAUGUAUUCUUCACGGCUCAGAAGCAGCAUGUCCUGAUCGACGUGUGCUCUCUGGACAAACACCUGAGUCUGCUGCAGCAAGGCUGCGACAUCACCGGAGGCCUCUACCUUAAAGUACCUUCCUUGGAGGGUUUACUACAAUAUUUGUUGUGGGUCUUCCUUCCUGAAGCGUACGAACGCAAAGCCCUAGUGCUCCCCGGCGGAGGGCGGGUAGACUACCGCGCGGCCUGCUUCUGCCACCGCGAGCCCGUGUCCAUAGGCUACGUAUGCUCGCUCUGUCUCAGCGUGUUCUGCAAAUUCAGCCCGAUCUGCACAACUUGCCAUACCGUGUUCAAGAUCGGCGGGCCGCCUAUCAAACCUAAGAAAAAGAAGCUGAAGGUAUAGUUGUAAACAACCUUUCUAGAAGUAAGUAAUUUAUAUUGAUAAUUCUAAAUAAAACCUUUUCACUAUUG
Molecule: messenger RNA, 1049 nt
Organism: Leguminivora glycinivorella
Lineage: Eukaryota; Metazoa; Arthropoda; Insecta; Lepidoptera; Tortricidae
Gene: Tfb4
Product: general transcription factor IIH subunit 3
Exons: 9
Coding region: 109-981 (290 amino acids)
Biological process (GO): nucleotide-excision repair; regulation of DNA-templated transcription
Cellular component (GO): transcription factor TFIIH core complex; transcription factor TFIIH holo complex
Source: RefSeq, a predicted model, not a curated record